UGAUACCUCUUAGCUUUGUUUAACCUCUAUGGUUAAAAAAAUGGAUUGAACACCUGGUCACACCUGCCAGGUAACUUCUGACUUCACGAGCGAGAGACAACUAAACCAGUGAUAAGAGACGGAAUAUUAUGUCGAUGAUGUGACCGAAGUGAAGUACACAGGAGGGAAUCAACUAAUGCGUCCAAACAUGACUUUUAACAACUGGAAGGACCUUUGUUAACAGUCAGAGUUGAGACAGUGCAAAACAAGUUCAGUUUAAGAACUCCAGAAUGUCAGGCCACGGUGGUGUAGUCUUAGAUUUACCUGAGGAGGUGACAUUUUUACCUGCAGAGCCACAAGUAGCAAGCAGUAAAAAGCCAGACAAUGAUAGUUUGAAGGACGUAAAGGAGAUUACACAUGAGGAAGAAGAAGACCUAAAGCAGAAGGAAGAUUAUGAAGAAGAAGAAGAAGAAGAGGUGAUCAGCUCUGCUCAUCUGGAGCCGAGCACUCUGCCGUGGCCUGGAGACAAAGACAAGAGGCCUCAGACAGAUGAUGACGUUGAGUCAGGGUCAGAAAAAAGAGUGUCAGAGCCUGAAGAGAGGGACACGGGGAUCAGCGGAGGAAGCCAGGACCUUUCAGAGGAACAGAGCCAAGCGGAGAGCGACCGAAAGCACAAAUCAAAGUGGAGGGAGAGCAUGCCGGAGGGAGAGAGAUGGAGGGACGAUGAGAUAGCGGUGCAGAGGGACGAUAAAGGGGAGGGCUCACUGGCAGAUGAUGAACACGAGGAGGAGGAGGAGGAGGAAGAAGAUGAUACAAACUGGAUGUCAGAGAAAGCUGCUCUAGGUUUCACUCCACAAGUGACGAUUGUGCGUCCGUCCAGCAAAGAGGUCCCUGAGGAGAGCCGAUUCUUCAUAGAGAGGGAUGAGAAAAAGGAGCCACAGAUGGAGACGGAGUCAGUCGCACAGUUUCAGCCAGAGUGGACAAAAGAGGACGACAAGUACUACCUGUGCGAGCAUCUGUGCAGUGAGAGACUGAGGCUGGCUCUGGCGACGGCGGCUGCAGCGAUCCUCUUCCCUCUGCUGGUGUGGGGAGGUUACGCCCUCCUGCCCUUUGACCCCCCGCUGCUGGGGAGCCCCCCUCUCAGGGUGGUGUACACACUGCAUUGCUCCUUCUUCGCCUCCAUCCCCCUCGUGCUCGGUGUGGUGGUACAGGGCGUGGCCAGGCUGCGCUACAGCACCCUGAAGCCCCUCUAUCAGAGCAAAAUGGUGAAUAAAGAGGUGGCGGUGCACUGGCACUACGUCAACGAAUCGCUCGCACUCUUCUUAUUCUUCUUCCUGCAGCUCGCUGUCUUGGCAACCUACGUCAGCCAGGACCUGGUCAAGUUGGUGCCGCUGCUCACCAUCAUUUUUGUUUUUGGCAGGUUGAUCUACUGGCUCUGCCUCUCUCUGGGCAGCACCAUCAGAGGCCUUGGCUUCGGCUUCUCCUUCCUCCCGAUACUGGUCAUGUUGGGAGCCAACCUCUACUACAUCUGCUCUUCGCUGGGACAGGGGGCGGUGUUUGACGUAGCCCCGCCCACCACAGCCCCUCCUCCCCAGCCGCGAUGGUGGGGUUAAAGGGCAAUGUCUGAAAAUGGCUGCGAGGCUUUAUGAAGAGACACAACUUUUUAUCUAACUCCAGACCUCUCUGAAGGACUCUGUUCUUUUGGAGUCUUUUAAAGACAGCAAGUACCUUUUAUUUCGACAGCACACACUCCAUGAGCAGCUGUUUUGUCAUAAUUUAAACUAAAGAAAAACACCUGUAAGCUUGCUGUUUGCUGCUGCUUCUCCACCUGCAACUCCCUUUCAAAAACUAGUAAUCAGUCUGUGUUUCCUGUGGCUGUGUCACAGUCAAAAGAUUCCCCAGGUAAACGUUUUGAAUGUGCAACAGCAAUUUGAAAAAGUUUCUGUUGGCAGAGCUAUUCUAAAGUGGUACCAGCUGUUGCACCAAGUAGAAGAUAAAGGUACAUUUUAUUUAAGGAACCCAAACAGAGUCCUUAUUUUAUUUAAAAAAUAAUCGUGCCUCCAGUUAUUUAAUUCUACGCUUAACUCAAUGUUAAUAUCUUCAAAACAGAUGAGUUAUAACAAAUUAACCCCUUAUAUGGUGUGUUAGAAUAAAGAAAAUACAUAUUCAGACCACAACAGUCUUUUUGUACCAGCCUGUAAACAUGUUAAACUCUUCUGUGAGAUUGGGCUUUUUGACAUGGGUGUUAAUGGGGUUUCGUGGCUUUUAGAGCCAGCCUCAAGUGGACACUCAAGGAACUGCAGCGUUUUGCACUUCCACGUUGGCUUAAUUUGUCUACACCGAAGAUUUUCUAUGGUAUCUGUUAUUUUAGAUUCAUGGUCUCUUGCAUGAACCUUUUGUUUUUCAUCUAUAAUAACUGUUCACAUGCAGUGGACACCAACAGUGAGGCUAAUACCAUUGAGAUGGAGAUGAACAUGUAUGUGAAUCUCUUGGCGUUAUGGAAGCAGUUUGAUUCAAGUGUGCACCAUCACCACCAAUAAAGAACAAUAGAUAGAGUGGUAAUCAUGGAAUAGACAUGCAUGAAAUAUGCAUGCAGAGAAGUGCAACACAAAUCUAUCAAAAGAUGGAAUUUAAUUUAAUGAAAGUCUCAAGAAUUAUAAGUUCCAGAUUAGAUCAGUUCUUUUUCUACAAAAAUAUGACGACGAGGAACAGAAAGUGAUAUAUUACAAACAUUGGUUGUUAAUAGAAGAAGUAAAAAUAGUUUAAAAUCACUGACAGAAGCACUUAUGUGUAAGUGAGAACUUCUUUCACUGAGUUUGUGUUUACAUGUUUUAUAAUCUUUAACUACAAAUCUUUAAAAGAGCAGUACCUUGUUUUGUCUUGAACUGAUCAGAUUCAGCUUUGAGUUUCAGUUUGAGGCACUCUGCUUGGAUGUGAGCUGAUAAUGAAGUCUUAAUAUUCAGUUUUUACAGUAGCAGUUGAUAGUAAAACCUCAAUCAUACCUACCAUUUAUCUAAGCAGCUUCUUGUCCUUGAAGGCUCCCGUAGCCUGUGGAGCUUCACCAACAGGAGGGGUGAGCAAGGGAGCGUUUCAGACUAUAAUCUGACCGCUACAUAUCCCUGAAUAUUCCCAUUUCUACACACUGUACCUUUAAAUAUGAAAGAUUUAAAGCCAUGUUUUUAUUAUCGUAAAGACUUUGUUCUUGAUGUUGAACAUUAAACAUUGAUCUGUUUUAA
This is a messenger RNA of Notolabrus celidotus (New Zealand spotty), 3215 nucleotides long. It is a transcript of the gene tmem79a, whose product is annotated as transmembrane protein 79a. Gene Ontology annotation, cellular component: lysosomal membrane; trans-Golgi network membrane. The transcript is spliced from 5 exons. Gene Ontology annotation, biological process: regulated exocytosis. The record is from RefSeq and is a predicted model, not a curated record. The coding region runs from base 270 to 1592 and encodes 440 amino acids. Lineage: Eukaryota; Metazoa; Chordata; Actinopteri; Labriformes; Labridae.